Molecule: messenger RNA, 942 nt
Organism: Oryzias latipes (Japanese medaka)
Lineage: Eukaryota; Metazoa; Chordata; Actinopteri; Beloniformes; Adrianichthyidae
Gene: erh
Product: ERH mRNA splicing and mitosis factor
Source: RefSeq, a predicted model, not a curated record
CCGGUGAGUGUAUUUUAUUUCUCCCCCCACAACGAACACUGAAAUUUCACGCUGGUUUACUUGUCGAAAUUAACGAUUUCCCUUUUCAUUUUGCAAUCCCUCUAAAGUAAAAGGGGCUGCAGUCAAGAAACAUGUCGCACACUAUUUUGCUUGUCCAGCCCACAAAGAGACCAGAGGGCCGCACAUAUGCUGACUACGAGUCAGUGAACGAAUGCAUGGAAGGAGUUUGCAAGAUGUAUGAAGAGCAUCUAAAGCGGAUGAAUCCAAACAGUCCCUCCAUUACGUAUGACAUUAGUCAGUUGUUUGAUUUCAUUGAUGACCUGGCAGAUCUGAGCUGUCUUGUGUACAGAGCUGACACGCAGACAUACCAACCAUACAACAAAGACUGGAUUAAAGAGAAGAUAUAUGUCCUGCUGCGACGUCAGGCUCAACAGGCAGCAAAAUAAAGGUUUCUUUAAUGUGUGUGGAUCUGACAAGUCAAAUGGAGAGGGGUUUUUGUAUUGUAAUAUUAAAAAAAGAAAAGAAAAAGAAAGUAGUAGGUUUGAAAAAUAGAGUAGAAAUAAGAAGCUAUGUUCCCCAGUUUGAACUGGAUCUUCCUUGUCGACUUUCUAAGACCCAUUCUAAUAAAUUGGUAGGAUAAGACUGAUGAUCACCACUAACCAUCAAUAAUAAAAGCAUAGAAAAUGCUAAAAAUUUGGUUAAAAAGAGUUUCCUUUGUAAACGUUCUACAGGCCUUAAAUGCGUCUGAUUUACUUUAGAAGAAUGGACACUUUUGCUUUAUUUAUGUCAUACAGGACAGAAGAAUUUGUUUUCAUUAUUACCAUUAAACCCUGAACAGUGUUGUAAAAUGGUGUUUUGUAAACCCCUUUGUUUUACUUGCCACGCAACUUUUUCCAUAUUGCUUUUGAUUUUUACAAAAUAAACUGUUUUCUGACUUCUCAA